Messenger RNA from Racocetra persica, 187 nucleotides. NCBI's taxonomy places the organism in Eukaryota, Fungi, Glomeromycota, Glomeromycetes, Diversisporales, Gigasporaceae. The record is from the annotation of a GenBank genome assembly.
AACCAAGGAACUAGCGAACCCUGAUGCUUUUUUUGUAUUCAGUGAGGCAAUCCUUAUCAUCCGCCCGUUUUACCGAUUCAUUGUCCUUGGCGAUAUACUUUUAAAACCUGAAUGUGUGGCUCGGUCGAACACCGUGAGGCUAAUAAACAAUGGCAUUGAUCUUUGCAAGGAGAAAAAACCAAUGUAG